Molecule: messenger RNA, 1524 nt
Organism: Salvia miltiorrhiza (redroot sage)
Lineage: Eukaryota; Viridiplantae; Streptophyta; Magnoliopsida; Lamiales; Lamiaceae
Product: RNA exonuclease 4-like
Exons: 7
Coding region: 322-1353 (343 amino acids)
Biological process (GO): rRNA processing
Cellular component (GO): nucleus
Molecular function (GO): nucleic acid binding; 3'-5' exonuclease activity
Source: RefSeq, a predicted model, not a curated record
AUUUGACAGCAUAUAUUAUCAUCUCAACUCAAGUUAACAUGCUCCUUGCUUAUACAGAGAGAGAGAGAGUGAGAUGCCCUGAGAUAUGGUAACUGCAGGAAAUAUUCUAGCAGCUAAAAAUGUGGGCCACAGAGCAUUUGGAUUGCCACGAAUGUUUUUUUCUUGCUGAAACAGCAGGUGAAUUCUAGAGAAAAUGACACAUUUUCAUGCGACCAAUGAAGGUGACGAAUCUCUCUCUCUCUCUCUCAUAUAUAAAUAGCUCUGCAAUGCUUGCAUUUCUUCACAAGUGGCAACUACACAACUGCAAACUCGACCUCGUUCAUGGACAACAGGAACAAAUGUGCAGCCUGCUACAGGCAGUUCAAUAAGAUGGAACAUCUUGUUGAACAUAUGAGGAUUUCAUAUCACUCAAAUCAUGAACCCCUUUGUGGAAUCUGCCACAAGCAUUGUCGCUCUUUUGAAUCUCUCAGAGAGCAUCUCAUAGGACCUUUGCCUAAAGCAGAAUGCGAGAGGAUAUUCAAGGAACGAGGAUGUGACAUAUGCUUGAAUAUUUUCAGCAGCCGCUACGCUCUUCAGCACCACAGAGAUAAAUGCCAGUUUUCGCGGGGAAACAAUGGUAUCCUAUAUAGAAUGGCUAACCUGGGAAUUCAAGAUGAUUUGAGGAUAGACAACAGCAGAGGGAAAGUGGUUUCCCUGGCUUGCAAAAUGGUGGGUGGAGGCUGUGACGGCUCUUUGGACCUUUGCGCGAGGGUUUGUCUUCUUGAUGAGAAUGAAAAGGUUAUCUUCCACACCUAUGUCAAGCCAAACCUUCCUGUCACAAAUUACAGGUACGAGACGACAGGCAUCAGGGCGGAAUAUUUGAGGGACGCGACGCCGGUGAGGCAAGUUGGGAGGAAGAUUCAAGACUACUUGUGCAAUGGGGAGCCAAUAUGGCAAAUCCGGUCUAGAAGUGGGAAAGCUAGGAUUCUUGUAGGCCAUGGGCUUGAUCAUGAUUUGAAAUGCUUGGAAGUAGAAUAUCCUGAAUUCCUCAUCAGGGAUACAGCAAAAUAUCCACCAUUGAUGAAGACGAGCAAGCUGAGCAACUCACUCAAAUAUCUAACAAAAGCAUAUCUCGGAUAUGACAUUCAGAGCGGCGUGCAAGAUCCGUACGAGGACUGUGUUGCAACGAUGAGGCUGUACAAGAGAAUGAGAUCACAAGAUCAUCGGGUCGAGAGUUAUCCGUUGGCUUCAGAUCAACAGAAUCGGAAUAACUUCGCAUCGUGGAGGCAAAGUGAGCUAGAGAGAAUGAGCCCAGAAAAGAUGCUGGAGAUGUCAAGAUCUGAUUAUUAUUGUUGGUGUUUGGACUCCAAAUGAAUACUCCACAACAAAUUAUAUUUCAACUAUUUACUAUAUGUAUAAUCACUAUUUAUUUCUUUUUCUUCUUGAGGAUUUAUAUUAUAUGUAGUAUCAGAAGAUUCAAUAAUGGGAAUGCUUGCUAUGUGCACUUCAUUGUUUCUAUUUUCAAUGGAAAGAGUAUUUCCUAGA